CAUUGUAGCCUAAUGUAGCGGAGUAAGAGUACAGUUUCUUCUUCACAAAUCUACUCAAGUAAAAGUAAAAAGUAUAGUGAUUUAAAACUACUCCUAGAAGUAUACUUUUUUCAAAAACUUACUCAAGUAAAUGUAACGGAGUAAAUGUAACUCAUUACUACCCACCUCUGUGUCUUACAUAAUGUAGGCUACUAGUGGAUGAUUGCAUAAUAUCCAGGGGAGAGGGAAGGUGAGCAGACUGGUUCAUCUUCACCUUCAACUUUCUCCCAGUUUUAGUUUAUUAUGGACCCAUUACAACUUUACGGACGACUAUUCUGUUUUACUAGCAAACGGGAGACAAUACACUUCGUGAUGUUAUUCUAUCAGAUCAGAUCCAACUGAGAUAAAUGCAUGUAGGCCAAUGAACGGGUUCAACAGUUAGGGCGGAGCUACUGGAACAAGCCAAUCCUGAAACAUGUACUACAAAUACUCAAUGCUGAACAGUUGCUUUGUCUGUACCAGCCAGGUUCUGGCAAUUUACAGAGUGAACUCUCUCUAUUCUACACAAUAAUCUUGCUAAAUGUAAAUUACUGACCCAGAUACUUUUCAUGAGAUACAGUGUGUCGUGUUGCAACCUGGUCUUAGAGCAUUUCGUCAACUGCAACGUUGCAUGAACAACACUAACAUGAGUGUGGGAGCAACAAUAGUGGACUCGGCGUUUCACCUUCAAAAUAAAGGUCUCCAUUGAACCUGAUGCUAACAGAUAAAAGCGCUAACAUUUGUGUAAACUCUACAGAGUGGUGUUCUGUGGGUGUCACUGAGUAGGCUGAUACGCCAUUUCAUGGGUGCACAAUACAUAAGUUAGGCUGUAGAGUGCAAUAUGAAUGUCCAAAACCUACAAUGACUGGGAAGGUGAUUUCCCAGUCAAAGUCCUGCAAUAAGAGCUAAGAUACUAAUAUUUGUGUAAACUCUUGAUAAUUGUGUUUUCUAGGUGUCACUGAGUCGGCUGAUACCCCAUUUCAUGGGUGCACAAUCCAUAGGUUAGGCUGUACAGUACAUAUACAUAUCUCCAAUGCAAUUCUAAGGUCUAAUACAUCCACAGUUCGUUUUUUUGUAAAAUGAACAAACAAUUGUAUUUUCUUGAAUGUAUAACAUUACAACCUUGUUUGGCAUGAUCUAGUGUAAUUGUGUCAUGAUUCCACUAUUUUCCUCCGUUUGCAUCAGUUUCAAUGGGGACUUUUAUUUUGAAGGCACCCCGCCGAUUCCAUUAUUGUUGCUCACGCUAAUGUUGUUCAUGAGACACACAUGCAACUCGGGUCAUUGGCAUUGGAUUCCUCUCUUUAUUUGGAGAACCAUAAAGAGUGCGAUCACCAGUUUGUCCAGAAUAUUGAAGAGUAGCCUACGCUGCGAAAUGGAGCUGCAUGAAGGAGCCGCACACGUACAUGGUGAGGGUGUUUUAGACCUGUCGCGUCUGAAUUUGAACAGUUUGAGCUUGGUCAACAUCAGCGAGGAGCGAAAGAGGGGCACCAAGCAGUUGUAUCUCAACUUCAACCGACUGCCCUCGCUGCCCGGAUCGGUUUGCAUGUUCUCCAACCUCGAGUUUCUUGACAUUAGCAACAACGGACUAUCGGUCAUCUGUGAAGGCAUUACCCGGUUAACGAAGCUCAGAACACUAAUAGCCAAGAACAACCGUCUGGACGAAUUCUCGCUUCCCAAGGAGUUCGGGUCUUUGCCGUUGGAGGUGUUGAAUCUAAGUGGCAAUAGAUUUGAGGAGAUGCCAGCGCAGUUCCUGAAGUUGCAGCGGCUACAAUCACUUUCCGUGGGGGGAAACAGACUCCAAAGUAUUCCUGCAGAAAUUGAGAAUUUAACCAGUCUUGAGAUGCUGUAUUUGGGUGGUAACCUGAUCACCUCUAUUCCUCCUGAGCUGGCCAACCUGCCCUACCUCAGCUAUUUGGUCCUGUGUGACAACCGCAUACAGGGUGUACCCCCGCAGCUCACCAGGCUCCACUCCCUGCGCUCCCUGAGUCUCCAUAACAACCUGCUGACCUACCUGCCCCGGGAGAUCCUCAGCCUGGUGCGCCUGCAGGAGCUCAGUCUCCGCGGCAACCCCCUGGUGGUGCGCUUCGUCAAGGAGAUGACCUAUGACCCGCCGUCGCUGCUGGAGCUGGCAGGUCGUACCAUCAAGAGCCGGAACGUUCCAUACUCGUCCUGCGACAUGCCCUCUCACCUGCUGCACUACCUAGACCUGGCCAGCAAGUGUCCCAAUCCUAAGUGUGCCGGCGUGUACUUUGACUCGUGCGUGCGCCACAUCAAGUUUGUGGACUUCUGUGGGAAGUACCGGCUGCCCCUCAUGCACUACCUGUGCUCCCCAGAAUGCACCUCACCCUGCAGCUCCAACCCCCAGAGCGAUGCCGAGUCAGAGGAUGAGAUCAGCGUGCCCGCCUACCGCCUGCAGAGGGUGCUGCUGGGAUAGCAGGAAGUGGAAGGACCUCCGGUCCUAACCAUGACAACAGCCUCAGAACCCCGGUCUUUCUCUCUGGGGAUGAACUCUGACCCCUCUGGUCUCUUGUUUGUGUGUGUUUGAUGCAAGACGCUAGACACACACGCGCACUAUGACAUACGCACGCACGCACGCACGCACGCACACACACACAUACACACACACGUGAGAGAUAUCUUGUUGUCACUGUGGACCUUUAACCAGGACAAAUACCUUUAGGUGGGUAUGUCCCCAGGAACCCAUUGACUCAGUCACUAUAGCCAUCUAAAACUGAGGGGCAAAUGAUGUGCGGGAUCUUAGCUCUAUUUCUCAGUAACAUUACAGAUCACUGAUGCCUUCUGACUUUGAGCAGUGCCUUAAACAGAUUAAUAAUUUCACUCCAUUCCUGAUGGUUUCAUGGGUAAACAUAGGAGGGCAGUAGAAACCAUAACUUUGCCAACUCGCUAUGUGAUCUAUCGAAAGGUUUUCAUGAUUUUAGAACACUAUCACACCAUUCCUGAGAGUCAGGAUAUGAACAAUGUGAGCUUUCCAAGUGCCUGAAAACAGAAAGUGUGUGACCCGGUUCUCUGUGAAAGCUUUGUUUUUCUCUCACAGGAAGUUGAUCUAGGCCGGGCAGAGUGUGUAUGGACGCCUCACAGCACAAUACACACACAUUUACUGUGAAAGGAGAAAAUCUAACGAAUCCGACAAGAUACAAUGAAAGUUUGUAUUUCCAGCCCUUGGUAUUCUCUAAAUUUGACAGUUAUAGAUAUAUGUAUCAACGUCUUUGUGAUGUUUGUGGGAACAUUUAGACAAUGUCUCCAGAAGGUACGUGUUUAUGGUAACUGGAAGAAUAAUACAGUAGCUGACCUUUCAAUAAUGCUGGUCUAUUGUUACAGUACCAUGUAGAAGUGCUUUUGUAUGUAUGUGUAUAUGCCUUACUGAAGAGAAAAGGAAUUCUAGAAAGAAAACAAAGUGAGAACAGAACCUGUAAUAUGUAACAAUUCACUUUUCUUUUUUUUUUUUAUUUAUGCUGUGUUAACACUUUACUUGACACCUAGUGUCAUAACAUGUUAUGACA
Molecule: messenger RNA, 3539 nt
Organism: Coregonus clupeaformis (lake whitefish)
Lineage: Eukaryota; Metazoa; Chordata; Actinopteri; Salmoniformes; Salmonidae
Product: leucine-rich repeat-containing protein 58
Exons: 4
Coding region: 1172-2452 (426 amino acids)
Molecular function (GO): protein binding
Source: RefSeq, a predicted model, not a curated record